AGGAUGCCACUCGUCUAUUUCCGCCAAUUUAUGCCCGAGCCCACCCGCGAACGGACCGGUUCGGCUCACAGCUGCCCCUCAGCGCCUCGCGGAAUCCAACUUGCUUGCCGCCCCGGUGAACUAGCAAAUGUCCCCUUCCACCCCCAGCCCUGCACCGUUCCCUAGCCGCUUAAAAACCCUCUCAACGUCAGUGGAACGCGAGCAGCUCGGAGAUUCGUGGUCGCGGUACUGGCAUGCAGCAGCACCGACACGGCAUCAACCCCGGAACGGCGAGUCUCGGGAAAGCAAUACGCAGGCGCGAAUCUGGGCACUGCAUUACGCAAGCGCCAGUACCAGCAUCGCAGUGUGCAUGUGCCGGUAUCGGCUCGGCGCUACGCAUGCGCUACUCCCGGCACAGCACUACGCAUGCCCAAGCCUAUACACUGCACUGCGCAAGCGCUGCCCUCCACACCACACUACGCAUGUGCUACUCGCGCACCGCAUUGCACAUGCGCGAGCCUCGAAAAAGCAGUACGCAUGCACCAUUCUCGGCACUGCACUGCGCACGUGCCUGUAUCGGCACAGCACUACGCAUGCCCGAGCAUCAGCACGGCACUGCGCAAGUGCCACUCUCGGCAUCACGCUGCGCGUGUGCAAGUCUCAGGACCGCAUUGCGCAUGCGCCACGAUCAGCACCAAACCGCGCGUUCUUGUCUCGAGAAGGUUCUACGCAUGCGCCAGCCCCGGGACCGCAAUGCGCUUCACUUGCCACUGCACUGCGCGUGCGGCAACGUGCACGGAUCCUUUCGCAUGCGCAUUUUCGAGUACACACAUACGCGUGCGUUGUUUUCGACUCCUUAUUAUGCAGGCGAUGGGCGCAGGGGCCGCUGGGAGCCAGAGUAGUCUGUUCCGAGGCAGGGUCAAGUGUCAAACCAUCAAAGGAAACGGACAAGGAGCAUGGCCGACUGCGAGAAAACUAUUGCUGAGCCAGUGGUCCAGGAAUUGACUGCUCGCCUGCACCUCAAGGCUUUGUAGCUUGGAAUGCUAGUUAUGAGUUGUCUGGCGCAGGUGUGCUGUUGCCUCGAGGACUAACCAUAAGAAAUUUCGGCGGAUUUGCUGCGCAGCGCGACGAGAACGUUCGUACAUCACUCCCGCAUGCCUGCGGCACCAAACAUACACGGCCGCAAUUCCACCGAUGGGCCCUGAGGGGGCAUCAGGGACCGCGGGAGCAACAGCGCCGACUGGAUUGACGCGGAGCCGCAUCACAGCUUCUGGCGCUCGGUUCUCUUUCUCGUGAGGGCAGAGGAAAAACGCAGCCUCUGAGGUGAUGAAAAAGCUGGUAUCAGUUGGACAGGUGUGCACAGCGAAGCCAAGGAUGGCUAGGAAUGAUUAACAAUUGUUAACG
This is a messenger RNA of Meleagris gallopavo (turkey), 1383 nucleotides long. The record is from RefSeq and is a predicted model, not a curated record. NCBI's taxonomy places the organism in Eukaryota, Metazoa, Chordata, Aves, Galliformes, Phasianidae.